This is a messenger RNA of Tripterygium wilfordii, 5667 nucleotides long. RefSeq lists its product as uncharacterized. Bases 239 to 4882 code for a protein of 1547 amino acids. The record is from RefSeq and is a predicted model, not a curated record. Gene Ontology annotation, molecular function: metal ion binding; RNA binding. The transcript is spliced from 8 exons. Gene Ontology annotation, biological process: RNA processing. NCBI's taxonomy places the organism in Eukaryota, Viridiplantae, Streptophyta, Magnoliopsida, Celastrales, Celastraceae.
AGCAAACAUAUCUUUAUUCUCACGCAGAGUGAACCGAAAAGCAUAAGCGCGCGACCAUUACAGAGAGAGCUUUGCUUCUCAGUCCCUGAGAGUAAUUCAAGAGCAGAGACCAGCGAUCAGAAGAGAACCUCCAAAGUUCUAGGGGGCUUUGUUGAAGUUUUUGUAGCAUCCAUCUAGUACAAGAAGAUUGAGCAUCGGAAUUAUCAUGGUUUUCUGUUGUUGGUAAUCAGAAAUUGAGAUGUAUAAUCAGCCAAGUUAUAGUAGUCAGUCUGGGCAAACUCCUCCUAUGCCCGUUCCACCACCAUUCCAACAGCUUCCUCCUUCUCGGGCACCUCCUCCUCCUCAUCGUCAUCAUCAGUUACAGCAUGGUCCUCUGCCACAUUCCGUAAAUCAACAGGCUCCUCCUCCAGUCCCUUCUCAUGUUGGUCAGCCGGGCCCUUCUCCAUAUCGCUAUGGUCCAUCCCCACUACCUACGUUUCCUCGGGUUCCAUCCAGUGGAAUGUCAAAUGCCGGUCAAUCUUGUUUCCGCUACCCUCCACCAUUUCAUGGAGGAACCCCAUUGUACCCGACAACUCAACAGAACUCCCCACAUCCUACUCAUUUUGGGAACCAAAAUGUUUAUCCUGUUCAACAACCAGUAGCUCCUGCCUAUGGUCCACCACCACCUCCUAGAAUGUUACCUCAUUCCUCACAAGAUCAAUCCUCAUACAGAGCUCCAGUACUUCAGUCACCACAGGUGCACAAUGGUGUGCAGGGUUCUCAGCAUAUCCUACUGGCUCCUCCUCCCCCUCCUGCUUCUAGUUUAUCUACUUCUGCUCCUUUAAUUCCUUCAACUGGUGGAAACUCUCGCAUGCCUUCCACAGCCCUGCCACCACAGCCACCUCCACCCUCUUCUUCACCACCGCUUCCACCUCCUCCUCCACCCCCUACCUCUCCCUUUCUCUCUUCUAUGGCCAUCCAUGCUACUCCUAACCUACCCCCUCGUUCUGACUCUAAUCCUGAUUCAAGUAAACUUUCAGGAUGUGGACUAAAGACGUCAAGUUCUAUUGACGAAAAUUCAGCUUGCAGCGAUGGGAGAGAUAAAUUACCUGAGCAAAGUGGCUCUCAAGCUGGUUAUCUAGCAGGAAAGGGCUCUUUGUCCAAGGGCAAUAUGAUUUUAGAUCUUCCUCCAACUCCACCUAAGCCACGAGAAGAAAAACUUGUUCAGAGAACUGAGGCUUUAUGCCAGUCUAUUGCCAAGAAUGGUUCUGAUUUUGAAGAUAUGGCUCUUCUAAAGAAAUCUGGGAAUUCACAAUUUGAAUUUAUGUUAGGUGGUGAGCCAGGAAGUGAAGCUGCUAUUGCUCAUGAUUAUUUUCUUUGGAUGAAGAAGAAAUGUAAUUUGACUAUGUUAGAUGAAGGGAACUGUGACUCGUCUUCUAAGGCUUUUGCGGUUGAUGAUAAAAAAAUGAUGGUUGUGGUUGGAUCUCAUUCACCUGCUGAUUCUGACAUGGAGAUGGAAGAUGAUAUCACCCACCCAGACACUGUCCAGGUGGUGAAGAACUCAUUUGAAAGUCAAAACUUUGAGUUAGAUUCAGUCUGCAUCAAUUCAAAUGAAAAAGAAUGUGCACCGCAUAGUUCUGGAGAAUGCAAGCCAGUGGAAGCUGUAUCUGCAAAAAUAUCUCUCUCUGUUUUCCCAGGACCAGGUGAACGAAGUUCUUCUGGGGCUCCUGAAUGUUCUCCAGCCGGCGAAGCUGUGAAGUCAACCUCUUUCAGAGCUGAUAAUAGAAGUCCUCCGUCUUUAGCAGCUGCUGAAGGCAUUGGGCAUUCUCCUCAACAUAUAAAUGAUGGAAGUCCAUUUAGACUUCUGCAAGGGUAUGCAUCCGAUGACAGCACAGGAAGUGAAGAUGAGCCCCGCCUUGAAGAUUUUAAAACAGUAUCAUCGGCAGUUUCAGUUGAUGCUACAAAUUUGCUUAUAGACUCUGAGUGUAAUCUGAGGACAUAUAUUGGGUUGGAGAGUCCUGGUAAGACUGAAAAGCAGUUUGGACUGCCAUCUGGAUUAGCCAUAUCUAGUAAAGCUCCAGAAAUUUCUGCAGGUUCACAAGGAGAAUUUGGAAUAACUACCAGAAAAACAAAUGCUAGAGGAGCAAUUGAUGAACAUGACGAGACUAUGCUUGAAAAUGAAGCAUUGAUCAACUGUGUCACUAUUUGUGAGGAUAUCCAGGAACAAGAUGUCCGUGGAGGCGCAUGUGCUGUUGGCACUUCUAGUGGAAAGUUCCAUAAUGAAAAUAAGGAUGAAAGUGCAAAGUCCACCCCAACUCUUCCAAAAGUAGAUGAGUUUGGGAGAGUGGUCAGAGAAGGUGCUAGCGACAGUGACUCUGAUGAUUCUCACCAUAGAAGGCAUAGCAAAAGAGGCAGAAGCCGUAGCUGGAGUCGAUCACCUCCUGGUAGGAGGAGGCAGUGGCGACGGAGAAGUCCAAAAAGGAGAAGGGAGAGGCGAAGCCGAUCUCGCAGCUGGUCUCCCAGACAUCGAAGAAGUAGGAGCAGGUCCCCCUCUCAUAACCAUGCAGGUGAGUUCAUGGGUGAUCGAGUGAGACGGGACAAAGGUCAAGUUCCAGACUGUUUUGAUUUCCUUAGAGGCAGGUGCUACCGUGCAGCGUUUUGUCGGUAUCGACACCAUGAUAGAGACGAGGGUGAUGGAUCUAGGCACUAUAGGAGGAGCAAACAACAGUACCUGGAAAUGCAUCCUAGCUCAAAGAAAUCUAGUGUUGUAGAAGAGAUCAAGAAUAUUCCUCUAAAAGCAUCAGAUGCUAAGCUUGAAGAAAUCAAUAUGGAUAUGUCUUGUGGCAGCUUUGGUGCGACAGAAAGUGGCAACUUUGAGAGUGACACUCUGCAAUCCUUUAUCCCUCAUACAGCUGGUCAACUAAUUGAUGCUGAUGUAACUAAAUUUGAUAGUUCUAAAGAGGGUGCCGCUAAAUUUCCAGAGAGGCAAAGUAUUCUAGAAGAGCCAAAAGAGGUUAUCGUGCACAGUUGUAACAGUUUUAUGAAAAAAACAGAAUGUCAUCACCCAUUUGUGAAUGAUAAAAUUCCCUCUAAAUCUGAUGGCAAAGCUGAUGCCCUGAUUUCAUAUGGUGAAGCUUCUCAAGAUGCAGUUUGUCCUUCGAAAUUCUCCGCAUUUCAACAACCUCAACCAAAUCUUUCAGGUGGAAGGGUUCAGAAUGCUGAUCAUCCUCAGACAGAUAACUUGUCUAUAUCUGAUUCAUCAGCCAAUGGAAGAUCAUCAACUGCCCUUAACAAUCCUACUGCAAGUGAUAUUCCAAUUGAAACAGAGAAUCUACAUCUUUCUGCCCAGUUGCCCCCUCCUCAGCUCCAGCUCCCAUUCUCACAGGGCGUGAAUGCUCCUCAUAUGGAACAACCACCAAAGGAUCCUGGUAAAAGUUUUCCUCCUUAUAUGUUACCUGGUCAACAAUCAUUCUUCUCUGUACCUUCAACUUCCCUGCCACCGCCACCCCCACAUCAUAAUUCAAAUGUAAGAAGUGCAACCCCUGGUAUUUCUUCACAAUUUCAGCAGGCUCACUUGCCUUCAAGAAAUAACAUUGAUUCUCAAACCUUCUCCAGACCCUACACGAAUGAGUUGGCUACUUAUUCUCAAGUUGGUGAUUUUCCGUACAGAUCUUAUGCUACUACAAGUGAGUCUCAUCAACCUUUCUUGCAUGCAGAAGAUUUUAGACUGAGGAAUCCUCCAGUUUUCAACCUGUCACAUCAACAAUUUGGAGGCCCUGGUCUUUUGGGAGAACAUCCCUUACCACAGCUUCCGGUACAGGGUUUUAGUGCUUCCAGUUUCUUGUCUCAGAGUAACAAUCACCCCCAGCCAACAGCUUUCUCCCAAGAAUUUCCUGCAACCAAUUUUCAUGGUAUUCGUAUGCCUCAGUUAGACCCUUCAACCUCGACUCCUCAUAUUCAUCCUUACUCUCAGCAACAACUGCCACCUCAUGGUUUACGCCCUUCCAUGGCAGAUAAUGUGAAUGAGCUGCCUGGCAAAGUCAUUUCUUCAUCAACAUAUCCACCAGAUCAUCUGGACAUGAAUAAGUCAGCCUACCGGCCUGAUUUUGGAUCAAGAACUGCUCACCACAAUCCUUAUGCAUCUACUUUUGAGCAGCCACUUUUCGCCAAAUUCACUUCGAAAAUUUUCGGACAAGAAAAGGAUUCAAUUGAUGGGCAAGGGGUUGGCAGUACUGGGUUGAGACACUAUGCUUCAUCACCAAAGUCUGGUGGAGAUGUUGGACAGAACUUCUCCAGGUCUGGAGGUGACCGGAAUGAUCCUCAUUCUGACAGCAUUGAGCCGUCUUCAAACUCAUUUAAUAAAUCAGGUUAUGUUCACAAGCGGGAACCCACCGUUGACCGUGACAUUGUGUUGAGGCUCAUUGAUCCCAACAAGCCAUUGGAUGUGGAAGAAAACAACCAGAAAGAAGCUAGUGCUGUUGUUUUUGCAACAUCUUUUGAUAAUGAGGAGUUUGGAGAGACUGCAGAUGCCGAGGUAGGUGCUGUUGAAAAUGCAAGCCCAAGUGACCUGGUAGGGAACAUGACAGCAGGUGAUGUUGAAAUUGAUCAGUUUAAGUCCCCAGGGAAGAGCAAGAAGAGCAAAGGUUCAAGGUCAAUGAGGCUUUUUAAAGUCGCUAUUGCAGAUUUUGUGAAGGACGUUCUAAAGCCAUCAUGGCGACAGGGUAAUAUGAGCAAGGAAGCAUUUAAGACGAUUGUCAAGAAGACUGUUGAUAAGGUGUCGGGGGCUAUGAAGAGCCACCAGAUACCCAAAUCUCAGGCGAGGAUAAAUCAAUACAUUGACUCGUCGCAGUUAAAGCUAACAAAGCUUGUGAUGGGCUAUGUUGAUAAGUAUGUUAAAGCGUAAAAGUCGACCGUUGACAUCAGUUGAUAAGCUGCUCUUUGAUGACAGAAGAUUUUAUUAAAUCUGUAUGUUUCCCUACCUUUUGGAACGAUCUUUAUGUGUUGUUGCGGAAAUGUAACUCACUCUUUUGGUUGCAGACCAAUAAGGAAAGCCGCGAAAUUUUCAGCUGGCGUAACUAGAAUGUUGAUUUUCUGUCAAGUCCAUACCUUCUUGCUAAAAGGGUGCAUAGGAAGUUGAAUUUUUUUGUGAGACCGUUAAUUUUGGCAAAAUUCCAAGGGAGCUCGGAAACAUGCACACACAGCUAUAUUUCCCCAUCCACAUGACUUCACUAACCCUAAAGAUUGCUCAUUAGGUCCAGGAGGUGAUAUUAGAGUGUAUCUGGAAGCAUCGGCUGGUGCUGAAAAUGCUCAAACAUAUGUCCAACAAUGCAACCUCCUAUUACAGAAUCUAACCCUUGUUGGGGUUUCUACUAUAAGGUUAUAAUUGCGGAACCUUACUGAUUAUUUCGAUGGCUUGCAACCUCAAAUAAUUGGAAUGGCCUGAGAAUAUGUUUCUGAAGAUAUACUGAAUCAGAAGCAUGAUAAGGCUUGUAACAUAAUGUAAUUUUCAGGCCUAGGACAGUGUUUUUAUUAUAGUUUGUUUUAGAGGGGAUACUGCUUUUUUUAUGACCUGGAUUGCGAAGGGUCAGAGGAUUUGGGGAUGAGAAGUAAGUAUAUUGGUAUGGUUAAGUUGGUUGAGAUUUGAGAAGAUAUUCAUAUCCCCUGCGAAAGAAGCAUUGAACAGUGGCA